AUGAGUGCUCCGAAGGGAAGCGCCAGGUUGUAUAACCGUCAAUUUAUUGUGCAUCCCGAGAGUGACAAGGGCUAUGAGGAAAGCCAUUCGUUGUAUCCGUGGACUCCGAGCCAAUGGAGAUCCAUCACAAUUUGUGGUGAUCGCCUUUUGGAUAUACCCUGCAAGGUUUGUGGUGAUAGGAGUUCAGGGAAACAUUAUGGCAUCUACAGUUGUGAUGGUUGUUCGGGGUUCUUCAAAAGGAGUAUUCAUCGCAAUCGCAUCUAUACCUGUAAGGCUACAGGUGAUAUGAAAGGACGAUGUCCCGUGGAUAAAACACACCGUAAUCAGUGUCGUGCCUGUCGUCUAUCCAAAUGUUUUCAAUCGGCCAUGAACAAAGAUGCUGUCCAACACGAAAGAGGCCCCCGCAAACCUAAGCUUCAUCCACAAUUGCAUCAACAUCAUGCUGCCCACCAUCAUGGCCAUCAUCAUCAUCACCAUCUAAAUGGCUUGGCCCCACAUCCGGGAGCCUUUCAUCCUCAUGCUGGCCACUUGCCAGUUUCGCUGGUUACCAAUGUUUCCGCCUCCUUCAAUUAUACUUCACAUAUAUCCACACAUCAUGCAGCUGCCGCAGGCUUCCAUCAUGGAACUCCACAUCCUACGGCCUUUCAUCAUCCGGGACAUGGACCAAAUGCGGCUGCAGGACAUGUGCCACCGCCACACUUGCCUUUUCCCCCACAUCUUUUGCCACAUAUGCAUCACAAUCUCUUGGCGGAGGCGACCAGCAAGCUGCCGGGCUUAACGGCGGCGGCAGCCAGUGUCAAUCUGGGGGCAAACCAUAAUAAUGCCUCCACCGCCUCAUUUUAUAGUAAAAACGCUUUGGCCCAUCACUAUUCGUCACCCUCGCCCACGGCUUCCAUACAGUCCAUAUCAUCAGUGGGUGGUCGUUCCUCUUUGGGCAGUGAGUCGCCUCGCGUCAAUGUUGAAACAGAGACACCCUCGGCUACCCCACCACCUUUGUCACCUGGCUAUCAUUCACAAGGCCAACCGGAGGAACCCUUGUCACCCUCCGAGGCAACAGAUCAUACAAAUGCUUCCGAUUCGCCCAUAACACUGCAACACAGCAUACAACACCUACAACAUCUAGGUGGCAACAAUGGUCAUCUGUCGACUAGCAACAACAACAACAACAAUUCUUCCUUUAACAAUCGCAAUUUGGGCCUACAUCAAAUGCACUUAAGCACCCACAAUGGAGGCUCACCCUCUUCAUCGCCCUCCAAUACAUUGAAUAAUUCACCUCCACACCUGACUGCUUUCACCCAGAUAAGACCCUCUCCAGCCUCGAGCCGUACAACACCACCACCACCCACAACUUUGGGCUUACAUUCAAGUCUACAUGCGGGAAUGCCAUUGCCAACGGCUGCGGCAACCUCUUCCUCAACAGCCCCAACCUCAACGAAUGCCACAGCAACGACCAGCAUCUCAACACCCUCGCAACAGCAACAGCAAGCUGCUGCUGCCCUUUAUGCUGCACGCCAGAAUGGUUUCAUUGAACUCCUUCUAAGUCCUGACAAAUGUCAGGAAAUCAUUCAAUACCAAAUGCAUAACUCCAUACUGUUUCCACCAUUGCCACAGCAAUUGAUUGGCCUGGACUCACGCCUCAUGUCGUGGGAAAUGUUGCAGGAGACCACAGCCCGUCUGCUUUUUAUGGCUGUGCGAUGGGUGAAAUGCUUGAUGCCAUUUCAGACAUUGUCACGCAGUGAUCAGAUACUUUUGUUGCAGGAAUCCUGGAAGGAGUUAUUCCUUCUCAAUCUGGCCCAAUGGAUAAUACCUUUGGAUUUAACACCCAUUUUUGAAUCAUCCAUGAUCAAGGAGCGUCUGCCUCAAGAUGAGACUACGGAAGGUGAAAUUAAGACAAUACAAGAAAUCCUAUUGCGGUUUCGUCAAAUAGCUCCCGAUGGCAGUGAGGUGGGUUGUAUGAAGGCCAUUGCUCUCUUCUCUCCCGAAGUUCCCGGGUUGUGUGAUAUUCAACCUGUGGAAAUGCUACAGGAUCAGGCCCAAUGUAUACUCUCGGAUCAUGUGCGUAUACGUUAUCCACGUCAGGCCACACGUUUUGGCAGAUUGUUGUUGCUGUUGCCUUCAUUGCGUUCGAUAAGAACGGGUACCAUAGAGAGUUUAUUCUUUAAGGAGACAAUUGGUAAUGUACCCAUAGCUCGCCUCUUAAGGGAUAUGUACACCAUGGAACCUACAACGGCCACAGGAAGUUCAGCUGUAAAUUCAGCCCAUGCAGGAUUGACAAAUGCCGCUACGGCUUUGAUGCAACAACAGCAGGAGAAGUAA
Messenger RNA from Stomoxys calcitrans (stable fly), 2316 nucleotides. It is a transcript of the gene dsf, whose product is annotated as protein dissatisfaction. The coding region runs from base 1 to 2316 and encodes 771 amino acids. The transcript is spliced from 6 exons. NCBI's taxonomy places the organism in Eukaryota, Metazoa, Arthropoda, Insecta, Diptera, Muscidae. Gene Ontology annotation, biological process: anatomical structure development; cell differentiation; regulation of transcription by RNA polymerase II. The record is from RefSeq and is a predicted model, not a curated record. Gene Ontology annotation, molecular function: nuclear receptor activity; RNA polymerase II cis-regulatory region sequence-specific DNA binding; zinc ion binding.